AUGGAAGAGAGCGAGGAGAGAGAAGAACGGAGUGAAGUGGAGGAGAAACAUCAUCACAAACCUGGAGAAAAACGUUCGAGUCGCUCGAAGACUAAAAAUACAUUUUUAAAGAAAAGAAAAGCCGAUAAAUCUGUCACCUGCACUCAGUGUGGGAAGAGUUUCCCAUUCAAGCAAAGUCUUGAGCAUCACAUGAGAGUUCACACCGGCGAGAAGCCGUUCACAUGUGAUCAGUGCGGAAACCAAUUCAAAGAAAGAGGAAACCUUAAAAUUCACAUGAAAAUCCACACUGGGGAAAAGCCAUUUACAUGUGAUCAGUGCGGGAAGAGUUUCUCACAAUCAGCACAUCUUAAAGUACACAUGAAAAUCCACACUGGAGAAAAGCCACACACAUGUGAACAGUGCGGGAAGAGUUUCACAUACAAACAUCAUCUUAAUGAUCACAUGAGGACCCACACCGGAGAGAAGCCGUUCAUGUGCGGUCAGUGUGAAAAGAGAUUCUCAAACAAAGUUAGUCUUGAGGGUCAAAUGAGUGUUCACACUGGAGUGAAGCCGUUCAUUUGUGGCCAAUGUGGAAAGAGCUUCACGCAAUCAGCAAACCUUAAACGACACAUGAGAGAUCACACCGGAGAGAAGCCGUUCAAGUGUGAUCAGUGCGGGAAGAGUUUCACAUACAGACACAAUCUUGCUGAUCACAUGAGAGUUCACACCAGAGAGAAGCCGUUCAAGUGUGAUCAGUGCGAGAAAAGUUUCACAUACAGACACAAUCUUGCUGAUCACAUGAGGAUCCACACCGGAGAGAAGCCGUAUGCAUGUGAUCAGUGCGGCAAAACAUUUCUUCAGUCAUCAAACCUGAAGACACACCUGACGGUUCAUACGCAGGAGAAGCCACAUUCCUGUUCUGAAUGUGGAAAGUGUUUUUCACUGCUGCGGAGGAACCACGCAGCGAUGUUCACAAGUCUUUAUCGCUGGAGUCCGAGUCAAGUCUCGAGUGAUUUAAUGGCUUGCUAA
This is a messenger RNA of Sinocyclocheilus grahami, 1008 nucleotides long. RefSeq names its product gastrula zinc finger protein XlCGF8.2DB-like. The transcript has a single exon. Lineage: Eukaryota; Metazoa; Chordata; Actinopteri; Cypriniformes; Cyprinidae. Gene Ontology annotation, cellular component: nucleoplasm. The record is from RefSeq and is a predicted model, not a curated record. Gene Ontology annotation, molecular function: RNA polymerase II cis-regulatory region sequence-specific DNA binding; DNA-binding transcription repressor activity, RNA polymerase II-specific. Bases 1 to 1008 code for a protein of 335 amino acids. Gene Ontology annotation, biological process: regulation of cytokine production; regulation of immune system process; negative regulation of transcription by RNA polymerase II.